This is a messenger RNA of Symbiodinium natans, 1575 nucleotides long. NCBI's taxonomy places the organism in Eukaryota, Dinophyceae, Suessiales, Symbiodiniaceae. The record is from the annotation of a GenBank genome assembly.
AUGGGCGGCCGCGUUGCCAGACCCUCCCUGAACAAUGAUCUCGACGCCCCGCUCGAGGUCGACAUGGGCCACAGCUGGCAGGUCCUUUACCCAGGACGAGAACUGGACCUGACGGACCGAGACGGAGCGGUCUCGGUCCGGCUGCGCGAAGACGCUGACGUGGCUUGCCACCUUCACUGCGCCUCAUCAAAAGGCAUGCUUCGUUCCUCGCUUCGCGCCUCGAGGGACCUCCAGGAUCUCAGUCGUGAGGCAGUCCUCCGGGACAAGCGGGAGAGGUUGGAGGCAGAUGCCCAGACUGAGAGGCAGAUGGAAGCUCGUAGGCGCCGUGAAGCGGAAAGCUGCAAGGAGGCUUCUUCCAGAGGCGGCCGAGUCGAACUACUUGCAACAGUUCAAGCGGAAGGCGAUGCCGUUUGCCCUUUCUUGCUUUGCGUCUGCCUGCCCUUGGCGAUCCUCACGAGUGUUGCAGGCAUACCACCGCAAAGUUGCAUCGGCGCAGCGUUCCUCAGCUUCUUUGCGCUCUCCUUGAGCUUCUGCACCAUCUGCUUCAUGUCAACGAGGGUUUCAAGCACUGCCCAGUUGCCAAAGGGGCACGCUGAGUAUGCCUACGGCAGAGACGGAUGGUUUUGGAACAUGCUGGUGCUGCUUCUGGGGCUCCUGGCCUUGCUUCUGCUGGUCACGAUGACCGUGCAGCACCACCUUCACGGAUAUUGGUGGACGAUGUUUUUGAUUUGGCCAGGGGUCUGCUACUCGUGCUAUUGGGGUCUGGGAGAAGGGGUGGUGGCUGCUGCAAAUUGGAAGAAAAAGCUCUGCGAGGCGGAAGCCCGGGUGCGUGUGCGGAGCAUUGUCUUCAAAGGCAAGGUCGUCCAGGAGAAAGGCCGAGCCUGUGUUUGCUCGUGGCCGGGGAAGUACGAGCAAGCCUGGGACACCAUGGUCGCUGCAGCCCGGGGAGGUGGUGUCAGCGCGGCGGUGGUGUUCCUCCCGGAUGGCACGCCUGAGUUCGGCAAGCACAGCAGCAUACCGGCUCGCGAGCCUUUCAAAGGGCCCUGCUGGUGCACGCCCUUGUAUGGCACCCAGAAGCCCUGGGGUUGCCGCUGGUUUGAGCUCUGGAUCCGCAACGUCGAGAAGGCCGUGGCCUUGGGUCAGGUCCUGGAAGUCUACUACUUUGCCAACAUGGUGGGCAAGGGAAAGGCCGCCAGCUUUGCCACCGCGGGUGAGGAGAACAAGCGCCGGGAGAGCCUGGACCUCCACAAGCGGAUCUUCACCCAGUCUGCGGCCUUCCAAGGUGCCUUGGAGGCCGGCCUCGGUAGCCUCUCCCAGAAGCCGCGGGCAGACAGCUCUUCGCCCUAUGAGCGCGAGGUGCACCGCUUGUUCCUGGCUUCCUUGGCAGAAGAGGAUCGGGAGUUUUUGAGAUCUUCGGAAGGCUUGGGGAACUCGCAGAAGGCCGAAGUUGCGUAUCUGGAGUACAAGGGCUACGCCUACGUCCAGAGGGAUGUUGCAGACUGGCUGCAGGAAGAGGUCGUGGCUUCGGAGGGCUUGCAGCCGACGCCCAAGGCGUCAGGCAAGAAGUGUGCAUAA